Molecule: messenger RNA, 819 nt
Organism: Pseudozyma hubeiensis SY62
Lineage: Eukaryota; Fungi; Basidiomycota; Ustilaginomycetes; Ustilaginales; Ustilaginaceae
Exons: 1
Coding region: 1-819 (272 amino acids)
Source: RefSeq, a predicted model, not a curated record
AUGGUGGGGCAGCGUCAGUCGGAUAGCAUCCUCAUCUCACUUCCCACGACCAUCAUUGAUCCACAGCCAUUCGUUGAAGCUGAUGAAGAGGUACCACUCCAGUCGCCCUUGACACGAUCUUCUCGUCCACCCAUUCGACAGCCCUCAGGCAGUCUUCUCAUCAAGACUGUCGAGUCAGGCGGUCGAGACCCGACAUUGGAUUGCAGCUCUAUUCUCGCUCUUUCACCUAAGCGAAACGGGCAGGCAUUCAUGUCCGGAUACAAGCAUAUCGUGCUCAAGCUUGCCUUCAUCUGGGUAGGCAUAUGCAUUUUGUCAUGCUUCGGCGAGCCUCGCUUACCGAUCUCAACCUCGCUGGAAUCUUUCAAGACAAAAUUAUACUCGGCUGGCCUCCCGAUCAUUUUACAGCAAUAUCAUCCCGGCUGGGAUCUCUCGUCGACAAGGGUGCAUCAUUGGCUAACACAAAUCCUGUUCAAACCUGGAAACCUCAACCCUAGCGUGCUCUAUUUGGGCCGCGAUCCGUCGAACUUCGACGCUCAUCUCGCUGUCGCCGACUUCCGCCCAGCAGACUCUUUCAUCAGGGUUCUGAAGCCGCCAAAAUUUCGGAGCAUCUCUUAUCGACAGAGGUACGGUCUUCUCGCCAUGAAGCUUAGAUCACACGAGGAGCCGCACUUCAUAGGGGUGCUGUGGAUCAAGAACAAGAGGACCUCGCAGAAAGUCGAGCGUUUCAUCAGCCGGCAUGGGAGACCUUUGAAUACGUUGGAGAACAGCGAGACUGGCUUGGAGGAUGUGCAGAGAGUCAUUCACUAUCAGAUGCUUUAA